Messenger RNA from Miscanthus lutarioriparius, 813 nucleotides. The record is from the annotation of a GenBank genome assembly. NCBI's taxonomy places the organism in Eukaryota, Viridiplantae, Streptophyta, Magnoliopsida, Poales, Poaceae.
AUGCCGCUCGCGGGUGGCUCUGGCGUCGGCCAGGGCUGGGUCUCAGGCCUCUCCUGGCCUGCUAAGCCCGACGUGGGGGCCCGGGGUCUUCGUGCCAUUGCGGCGAAUUCCCCAGGUGGCAAGUUUCACACUAUCCCCGUCCCGGAAAGGCCGAUGCUGUCUACACGUUUCUCGUUGCUACUGGAUAGCAUCUUUGAUGGCACCACAUUCGAAGAGGUGAAUCCUCCUACUGCUAGUUCAGAAAAUCAUCCACUUGACGUGGUCAUGGUGUAUGCCUUUGACUGCACCGAGUCUACCCUGGCCUGGUCCAAGGUGGAUGGCUCGAUCUUUUGGUUGGUGCAUGAGAAGCUCACCCGCUUGGUGGACAGCUGCAUGGGUUACAUCUACCCCAUGUUGACCCCAAACAAUUACACGUCGGAUAUGAAGGUAGUUGACCCCGCAGAAUCGAAGGCAACUGGCUACACGGCAUUUGACUGGCGCAGGUUACCCUGCACGAAAAACAUGGCAUCAGGCCUCGCCGAGGCGCAUAAAAUGCUCAGGAACCGAGGUAAUCAAAACGGCAUCAUCUUGUUCUUCUCCGAUGGGUUGUUAAACAAGGGAGACUUCUUUGAUGGAACGGAGAACUUCAAGUCAGAAGUCCCUGUGCACACGUUUACUCUUGGCGGGGACGCAUAUAAUCAGGGUCUCCAAGCCAUUGCGGAUAAUUCCCGGGGUGGGAUGUUCCACCCCGUUCCUGUUCCAGAUAGACCCCAGCUCUCUGUGCGCUUCUCAGAAAUACUUGAUAGCCUCCUCUUGGGCACCAAGACGAACUGA